AUGGUGUCAGACGACAUCGGCUACGUGAUAUAUUCGGCUUUGGGAAGCUUUUACAUACCGUCCUGUAUCAUGGUGUUUGUAUACAUACGGAUAUACUACGCCGCAAAGGCGAGAGCGAGGCGAGGUAUCCGGAAAAACCCUAGACCAAGGCCGAAUGAACAACAAACGAGCUUUACAAAUGCACCCAAAGGCACUCGGCCGAUGCCGACCUCUUCGCUAUCUAUGCCGCCGGGGGUAGACGCUAGCAAUUCUAAUAAUAAUAGAGAAAGUCAAAUAUCUACAAUAGAAACACAGCAAGUUCCCAUACCGGUGGUGACUUGUGAUUUUGCCUCAGACAUAUCGACGAGUGAAGCGGGGGACAUGGCGCAACCAUCAGACGAUAGAAAGGAUACGUUAAAGGUGGUGACAUCAGCACAAGUGACGAGAAACCCCUUAGCCACGUGUCCCUAUAGGAGUUCUACCCUUUCUGUGAACGGUGAACUUCAGUUACAAUCCCAAAGAACGAGAGCACCUAGUAUGGCGAUAGACUCUGACAUGGUGUCAGAGUUAGAGCCUUCAUCUUCAGAUUCGGGAGUUGUAUCCCGAUGUGCUGUGGUUAAACCGUUAAAAUUAAGAAUAUGUCAGCCAAUAUUUGGCAAAAAGAGUGAUUCAUCUAGAAGGCAAGAGAAGGCUCAACCCACAAAAUCAGAAUUAGAGCCAGCGUUGCCCAAACAGCACAAACCUAGAGACCCAGAAAGAGAAAAGAGAAGAUUAGCGAGAAAGAAGGAAAAAAGGGCAACACUAAUAUUAGGUUUAAUUAUGGGCGAGCUUUCAGAAGGAUACUGUUUAAGUGAUGUUUGGCUUACCUGUGCUGCUACAGAUGCGUCGCCAAUAGAAUCCUGUUGGCUCAACAGCGGGCAGCACCAGGUCUUUACAAUGUGCGUUGAUCAUCUCUCA
Messenger RNA from Brenthis ino (lesser marbled fritillary), 936 nucleotides. The record is from the annotation of a GenBank genome assembly. NCBI's taxonomy places the organism in Eukaryota, Metazoa, Arthropoda, Insecta, Lepidoptera, Nymphalidae.